Truncatella angustata is the source of this 2710-nucleotide messenger RNA. Its product is annotated as aconitase family-domain-containing protein. Gene Ontology annotation, biological process: tricarboxylic acid cycle. Gene Ontology annotation, molecular function: aconitate hydratase activity; 4 iron, 4 sulfur cluster binding. The record is from RefSeq and is a predicted model, not a curated record. Gene Ontology annotation, cellular component: mitochondrion; cytosol. The transcript has 3 exons. The coding region runs from base 238 to 2619 and encodes 793 amino acids. Lineage: Eukaryota; Fungi; Ascomycota; Sordariomycetes; Amphisphaeriales; Sporocadaceae.
AACUCUGAAAUCUGAAAUCUGAAAAGUGUUACCCCAGAUCUUCGCGUCCUUGGCUCCAAAUCCCUUGCUGAAACUUUGGGGCCGAUGCCGGCUCCAGUGCUAAAGUCUUGGGCCAAUCACUUCGUGGCGGUUUUCAAUCAACGAAAUCAAUUUUCGGAGGCAUCAUUUUCUUGACUUUGAUACGUCUUGCACUUUCUGCGGGAUUGCAUCUUAGGUUACUGGGGUCAAUUGGCAAGCAUGAGGGCAGUUGAACUUGCCUGUCGCCGUGGGCCGGCUUUCAGCCGCCUCACAACAAGCCGUCUGUCGCAAAGUCGAUCAUUCGCCACGCCCGCUUUCGAUGCCUCGAACCCGAGAACACCCCCCUACCUCAAGCUGCUGAAGAACUUUGACAAGGUCAAGGAGGUCCUGGGGAAGGCCACCCCUCUGACCCUCGCCGAGAAGGUUGUGUACAGCCACUUGCACAAUGUCGAAGAGUCGCUCUUGACCAACACCGACGGUGGUCGCAAUGUGCGAGGCAACGCCAUCCUCAAGCUCAACCCCGACCGAGUCAACAUGCAAGACGCCUCGGCUCAAAUGGCCAUCCUGCAAUUCAUGGCCUGCAACUUGCCCUCGACGGCCAUACCGGCUAGCGUUCACUGCGACCACUUGAUUGUGGGCGAGCGUGGCGCCAAGGAGGAUUUGGAGGCUGGCAUCAACACGAACAAGGAGGUCUUUGAUUUCCUGGAGUCGGCAUCUAAGAAAUACGGUCUUGACUUCUGGCCACCUGGCGCUGGCAUCAUUCACCAGAGUGUUCUGGAGAACUACGCUGCCCCGGGUCAGAUGAUGCUGGGUACGGACAGCCAUUCGCCAAAUGCCGGAGGCCUGUGUACCGUCACCAUUGGUGUCGGUGGCGCCGAUGCUGUUGAGGCGCUGGUCGGUGCUCCUUGGGAGUUGAAGGCUCCUCGUGUUCUCGGUGUUGAGCUGAAGGGCAAGCUUAGCGGCUGGGCCUCGCCCAAGGACGUCAUUCUCAACCUCGCGGGCAAGCUUACUGUGAGAGGAGGCACUGGUUUCAUCAUCGAGUACUUUGGAUCAGGCGUCGAUACCCUCAGCUGCACCGGUAUGGCUACCAUUUGUAACAUGGGCGCCGAGGUUGGCGCUACAACGUCCAUCUUCCCCUUCAACUCAGCCCAUAUUCGAUAUCUGCAGGCGACGCACCGCCACGACAUCGCUGCUGAAGCUAAAAAGUACUCCGACAUUGUCCAACUAAAGGCCGACGAGGGCGCCAAGUACGACGAAGUUAUCACCAUCGAUCUCUCGUCUCUAGAGCCUCACAUCAACGGGCCCUUCACGCCUGAUCUAUCCACGCCCCUGUCUAAGUUCAAGGAAACUGUCCAGGAACAGGAGUGGCCCGAGAUCUUGUCGUCUGGUCUCAUUGGCAGCUGUACCAACAGUUCUUACGAGGAUAUGACUCGAGUUGAGGGUAUGGUACGAGAAGCCAUGGAGGCCGGUCUCAAGCCUGUAUCCAGUUUUUACAUCACACCCGGUAGCGACCAGAUUAGGGAAACACUGGCUCGAGAUGGUCCGUUGGAAACAUUCAAGCAGGCCGGCGGUACCGUUCUUUCAAAUGCUUGCGGUCCUUGUAUUGGCCAGUGGAAGCGCCAGGACAACCUUGAGAAAGGCACCAAGAACGCCAUUCUCACGUCGUACAACCGAAACUUCAAAGGCCGAAACGAUGGAAACCCCGGCACAAUGAACUUUUUGGCCUCUCCCGAGAUCGUCACUGCCAUGGCUUUCGCUGGUAGCACCACCUUCAACCCCAUGACCGAUUCGAUACCCACCCCGUCUGGCAAGGAGUUCCGUUUCACGCCUCCUGCGGGUCUGGAAAUUCCUUCGGAGCCUUUCGCCGCUGCCCGCCCCGAGUUCCGACCCCUUUCGCAAGCACCUGACUCUUCGGUCCCUGUCGCCGUUUCGCCUACAUCGGAACGUCUUGCACUACUGGACCCCUUCGACCCUUUCCCAACAUCCGAUCUGUCUGGUCUUCGAGUGCUUGUCAAGGUUACCGGAAAGUGCACAACUGACACCAUUUCAGCGGCUGGACCAUGGCUCAAGUACAAGGGUCAUUUACCCAACAUUAGCACCAACACCUUGAACACUGCCACCAAUGCCGAGACUGGUGAAGUCAACGCUGCAUACGACUUGGACGGGUCGAAGCACACGAUUCCCGAACUCGGUCAACGGUGGAAAGAAGCCAACCAGCCCUGGCUGGUUGUUGCCGAGCACAACUACGGAGAGGGUAGCGCUCGUGAGCACGCCGCUCUGCAACCUAGAUACCUUGGAGCCCGCAUUGUGCUUACUAAGAGCUUCGCACGUAUUCAUGAGACGAACUUGAAGAAGCAAGGUGUGGUGCCAUUGACAUUUGCGGAGGAGGCUGACUACGAUAAGAUCAGCGCCUGUGACGAAGUCUCUACCGAGGGUCUUUAUGAUAUGCUACAAAAUGGUGGUAAGGGAGAAGUAACAUUGGUGGUCAAGAAGCAGAAGGGCGGGGAGGAAGUCCGCAUCAGGACCAAGCAUGCGAUCAGUCAAGACCAGGCUGGAUUUAUUCUGGCUGGAAGCGCGCUGAAUCUGUUGAGUAAGACUUGAGAAUGAGCGGAGUUAUAGAUCCUACAACAUGUAUAUAUAUACCCUGUAAAAGCCAGUCAAUUGAUUCAAAUUCAACAAAUUGUGUUGUACG